AUGGAUAGAAUAUCAAACCUCCACUUUGGCUCACCAGGAAAUUCACUUGAAGUCCGUGUUUUACGAAAAUGGACACUACAAUUCAGAAAGGACGAGACAUGGUUUAUAGUGAUUGAUGAGCAUCUACUUGCUCGAAAGACAAAACAAGGAUCGAUACAAACUUCAUUAUUAGUCACUCGAUGUUAUCGUAUUAAGGACUAUACAUGCACUGAGCCAGACAAAUAUCAGAAGGUCUUAGAUCACCCAGUACACAUUAAUAUUGGUGAAGCAUCAACAAUUGAGGAAAUACCAAAUCGCAAUACACUUCCACUAACAUGGUUCUGCUUUAGUCCAAGAUCACACUUUCAAAUGAUAGCAGACAAAAUCUUAGAGCAUCCAGAUUUCGUAGGCGUACUCAUCAACAUGAAAGAUCGAAAAAAAAAAAGACAAGGAACCAUUCAUGCUUAUGACUUUAACAGAUGA
Messenger RNA from Lactuca saligna, 462 nucleotides. The record is from the annotation of a GenBank genome assembly. Lineage: Eukaryota; Viridiplantae; Streptophyta; Magnoliopsida; Asterales; Asteraceae.